CAGGAAAGCGCCAGAUAAGAAUGUGAGCAUUACGUAAGAAGCCGAUGAUGUGCUGGAUGACUGGCGAGCUGUCGUAACUCCGCAGUUACAAUACGGGACGGCCCAGUGAAUCACUUCGCGAAGCGAAGUCUGUGCGUGUGAGACGUUACUAAGGUGAAAGCAUUGAGCGAUACAUAGCGUGGCUGGGUUCAAACUACGCAAUUCCAGACUGACGCCACAUCAUGGAGGAAGCUUGUACUGCAGGAAGCCACUGGACAUCAGCUUCAAGUUGCACAGGAACUUCAGGAGUUUCUGGUGUCGGAACCGUUCUCUUCACCAGUCUCAUCACGACACUCAUGGAGUCCCAGCGCCAACUGGGAAACCCGGACGAUUACCCAGAUGACGCGACGUCCCACCUACUCGACGAGUACGACUUCAUCGUGGUAGGGGCCGGUUCAGCGGGUGCUGUGGUUGCCAGUCGCCUCAGUGAGGUACCACACUGGAAGGUGCUGCUUCUGGAGGCGGGGGGAGACCCAACCCCGACGUCAGACAUUCCCUCCCUGUCUUUAUAUUUACAGAAAACAGAUAUCGACUGGCAGUACCAAACCGAACCCGAGGAAGGUAUGUGCCAGGGAUUUAGAGAUAAACGUUGCUACUGGCCAAGGGGCAAAGUUCUUGGCGGAAGCAGUGUACUGAACUACAUGAUUUAUGUCAGAGGGAUGAAGGGGGACUACGACGCGUGGUCUAAAGCUGGAAACAACGGGUGGAGCUAUGAAGACGUCCUUCCGUAUUUUAAGAAAUCCCAAGAUAUGACGUCCGAGACGCUGCUCCGAAAAGAUUCAAACGGGGACACAUACCACGCCAGAGGAGGGCCGUUAACUUUGGAAGAAUACGAGAGAACCGAAUUCGGGGAAAUCAUUCUACAGGCAGCAAAGGAAUUGGGUUAUGAGAAUCUUGACGACCUGAAUGGUAAACAUCAGCUUGGAUUCGCCAAUGUUUUUGGCACUUUGAGAAAUGGGACAAGGUGUAGCACAGCUAAAGCCUUUUUGAGUCCAGCAAAAUUCAGAGAAAACCUCCACGUUGCUAAAUAUGCCCACGUAACCAGAAUAUUGAUAAAUGAUCAGACGAAAACAGCUCAUAGUGUUGAACUAAGGGGGAAAGACGGAAAAAUCUUCUCUGUAAAGUUUAGGAAUGAGGUAAUUUUAUCAGCAGGUUCAAUAAACUCUCCACAGAUAUUAAUGUUAUCCGGUAUUGGACCACAGGAACAUUUGAAAGAAAUUGGUAUACAACCUCUCGUAAACAAUCUAAUGGUUGGAGAGAAUUUACAAGAUCAUCUGAUAUUUCCAGGAGCUCUGUUCAACUUAAAAAAAUCAGAUAAUCUCCAGCUGUCACCAUCGCUCUUAUUAGAUAUUUAUUACAAAUAUCUGACCCGUCGAGAUGGCCCGCUCUCGACACACCUUGGCACAACAGUAACGGGAUUUAUUAAAACUAAAUUAGCAGACGACGAGAGACCAGAUUUACAAUUCCAUUUCAUAGGGGUACUUGCUAAUGAUACAAACGCCGUAAAUCUGCUUUCACAUGUCAUCGGCUUUUAUGACGAGACAACUAAGUCUCUGCAGGAAGUCGUCAGUCUGUCUGAUACGGUUCUUAUCAUCCCUACACUCAUUCGCCCAAAGAGUAAAGGAAGAAUUCUUCUUAAGUCAGGAAAUCCUCUGGAGCAUCCAAAAAUAUUAGCUGGAUAUUUAUCGGAUCCUGAAGGAACAGAUUUGGCUAGAAUGUUAGAGGGCAUCAAAUUCGCACAACAUUUAAUGAACACCAAAGUCAUGAAGGCCAAAGAAGGAAAACAAAAGAAGUUAUUUCUUGAAGCAUGUGAGAAUCUUGAAUUUGACUCUUCAGAGUACUGGGAGUGUGCUUUAAGACAGAUAGGGACAACACUCUAUCACCCUGUUGGAACUUGUAAGAUGGGUCCAAGUUCAGACCCAGACGCUGUCGUGGACCCAGAAUUAAAGGUGUAUGGAGUGAAAGGAAUCAGAGUGGCCGAUGCGUCCAUAAUGCCAAGUAUAGUGAGUGGCAACACGAAUGCAGCUAUUAUUAUGAUCGGCGAGAAGGCAGCGGACACGAUCAAGAAGGAGUGGCUUCAUAAAUAACAGACGAAGCAAUCAGACCUGUCUUGUACGACAGUCGUCUAAGGUAGGAGUUUCAUAUGUUCUCUGUUUUGAAUCAGGAUAAUGACAGCCAUCCCGACGGUAUGUGACAAUGUGCAUUAUACUAGUUGAAACGUGAGUUCUAUAGACUAAACCUGUGUUAUAGUUGAAGGACCGUUAAUUAUGUAGCUCAUGAUGUACACCUAAAUGGUAAAAAUUUUACUUGAAAGCAGAAAAGAAAUGAACGCCGUAUUACCAGAUAUUUGACACUAAUUUUUUAUACCUUCGUUCUUAUAUGCACAUUAAACUUCCUUAUUGUGAUA
This is a messenger RNA of Zootermopsis nevadensis, 2446 nucleotides long. Its product is annotated as glucose dehydrogenase [FAD, quinone]. Gene Ontology annotation, molecular function: oxidoreductase activity, acting on CH-OH group of donors; flavin adenine dinucleotide binding. Lineage: Eukaryota; Metazoa; Arthropoda; Insecta; Blattodea; Termopsidae. The record is from RefSeq and is a predicted model, not a curated record.